AUGAAUGACAGGUAUCACAAGGCGGCCCGGGAUGGCUACCUGGACCUGCUGAAAGAGGCUACGCGGAAGGACUUGAACGCGCCGGAUGAAGAUGGCAUGACACCGACGUUAUGGGCCGCUUAUCAUGGCAACUUGGAGGCUCUACGACUUAUCGUGGGCAGAGGAGGCAACCCUGAUAAGUGUGACAUAUGGGGGAACACACCUCUCCACCUGGCAGCCGCCAACGGCCACCACAACUGCCUGUCCUUCCUGGUGUCCUUCGGUGCCAACAUGUGGUGCCUGGACAACGACUACCACACGCCCCUGGACAUGGCCGCCACCAAAAGCCACAUGGACUGUGUCCGCUACCUGGACUCGAUUGCCGCCAAGCAGUCGGCCCUUAACCCCAAGCUGGUGGGGAAGCUGAAGGAGCGGGCUUUCCGCGAGGCCGAGAGGAGGAUUAAGGAGUGUGUGAAGCUGCAGCGGAAACACCACAAGCGCAUGGAGCGCAAGUUCCACAAAGAGGCGGCGUCGGAGCAGUCCAUGUCAGACGCCAUGAGCUUCUCCAGCUACACAAGCAGCUCAGUGAGCCGCAAGCUGCACCACCUAAACACCACCACUGUCAGUGUGCCAUACUCUCAGGCUACUCUUCACGCCACAACCCGAGGCAAGACCAAGAUCCAGAAGAGGUUGGAGAAGAGGAAGCAAGGGGACGGGACCUUCAAGAUCUACGAGGACGGCAGGAAGAGCGUGCGCUCCCUCUCGGGCCUCCAGCUGGGCAACGAUGUCAUGUUCCUUAAACAGGGAACCUAUGUCGGCCCUCGGGACCGCGCAGGGCGCCGCGGAAACCUCCGAGACAUAUUCCACGGAGACGCCAACGACGACGCCAUCUCUCGUGCCAUCAGCGAGCCGGACUUGUCUUACCGGCCCAACAUGGAAUACUCUGAGGUCAGCACCGACUCGGGCCACGACUCUCUCUUCAACCGGCCCGGUCUGGGAACCAUGGUGUUCCGACGCAACUAUAUCAGCGGCGGCCUGUUCGGCAUCGGCGGGCGCGACGAGGGGAGCCUCAGCGGAGGAACCGAACGGGCUGGCAGCGCCAACGUGCGGCUGCGCAGCCGGCUGCGGCGUUCGCCCAGCCUGGACGAUGGGGGGGACAGCAUCGGCAGUGCCCGCAGCCUCCAGGAAAGGAACCGCCAGGAUCUUCCCUGGGACGAGGUGGAGCUGGGGCUGGAUGAUGACUGCGAGGCCGUCACCAGCCCGUUGGAGGUGUUCUUGGCUGCGCAGACCAUGGGCGAGUUCCUCACUGUCUUCAGGCGGGAGAAGAUUGACCUGGAGGCGCUGCUGCUGUGCUCGGACCAGGACCUCAAGAGCAUCCACAUCCCCCUGGGGCCCAGGAAGAAAAUCCUGGAUGCCUGCAAGAGACGUCUGGAGACCCUUGAGGACCCUGACUACAUCGAGGACACCCUGCUGUGA
This is a messenger RNA of Salvelinus namaycush (lake trout), 1455 nucleotides long. Its product is annotated as Usher syndrome type-1G protein homolog. The record is from RefSeq and is a predicted model, not a curated record. Gene Ontology annotation, biological process: sensory perception of sound; equilibrioception; sensory perception of light stimulus. The coding region runs from base 1 to 1455 and encodes 484 amino acids. Lineage: Eukaryota; Metazoa; Chordata; Actinopteri; Salmoniformes; Salmonidae. Gene Ontology annotation, molecular function: protein binding. The transcript has 3 exons.